CAGGUAUUUAAUAUUUAUCCCCACAGAUAAUGAUUUUACUGCAAUAUGAACAUUCUUUUUUGUUGAUACAGAGUACAUAAUUUAGUUUCGUUCUACAAAGUACAAAGUUCAUCUUCUUGAUUUAUGUCCCAUUAAGUUUCCUAAUUCUCUCACUUUACUUUUUUUCUCUCUAAUACACGAACCCAAUUACACACGUCUCGCAGGUAUAUAUGAGCCUAUAAUUUGUCCCCUCCUCUUCCUUGGGACAAAACAAAAAUGGCGUACCCUUUUCCCUUGUUGAUGUUAUGGAUCGUCAUGGUGGUGGUGUCCGUUUCAACUUUUCCGGCGACUUCCACGUCGAGAAACGGGCUGAGAGGGUUCGCCAAAAAAGGGUUCAGGGCGACUCUCCGGCGGGUCGACUCCGGCGGGAACUUGACGGGCCUGGAGCGCCUCAGCCGCGCGGCGAGUCGCGGGGCCCACAGGCUGAGCGUGGUGGCGGGGACGGAGGUGGAGUCUAGGGUCCGCGCCGGGUCCGGCGAGUUCCUGGUGGAGAUGUCGAUCGGGACGCCGCCGGCCCCGUUCGAGGCGAUUGUGGACACGGGGAGUGACUUGAUCUGGACUCAGUGCAAGCCGUGCCGGCUGUGCUUCCCGCAGAAGACGCCGGUUUUUGACCCGGAGAAGUCGUCUUCCUUCUCCCGCCUCCCCUGCUCCAGCAACCUCUGCUCCGCCCUGCCCGUGUCCUCCUGCGGCGGCGGAUGCGAGUACACCUACUCCUACGGCGAUUACUCCACCACCCAAGGCGUCAUGGCCACCGAGGUCUUCACAUUCGACGGCAAUGUCACCGCCGGGAAAGUUGCCUUCGGUUGCAGCGGCGACAACGAAGGGUCUGGGUUCAGUCAGGGGUCCGGUCUGGUCGGGCUCGGCCGCGGUCCACUCUCCCUGGUUUCCCAGCUCGAAGAACCCAAGUUUUCGUAUUGCCUAACCGCAAUAGACGGCGGCGGUUCGACCAGCACGCUUUUGAUGGGGUCUUUAGCCGGGGGGGAGGAGGACAAAAUCGGGAAUUCCAAAAAAGUCACUACCCCUCUGGUAAAAAACCCGUCCCAGCCGUCCUUUUACUAUAUUACCCUCGAGGGGAUAACCCUGGGCCGCACUCGCCUCCCCGUGGCGGAGACGGCGUUCAAGCUGAACAGCGACGGCAGCGGCGGGACGAUCAUCGACUCCGGCACCACCCUGACGUACCUGAACGGGGAGGCGUUCGGGGCGCUGAAGGAGGAACUGAAGAGGCAGAUGGGGCAUCUGGCGGCGGACGAAUCCGGGGCGACGGGACUGGAUCUGUGCUUCAGGCUGCCGCCGGAUGCGGAGGAGAUCGCGGUGCCGAAACUGACGUUCCACCUGGGCGGCGGCGCGGAUCUGGAACUCCCCGGAGAGAACUACGUGGUGGCGGACAAGAGCUACGGGGUGGCGUGUCUGGCGAUGGGGAGUAGUAGUGGUGGCGGCGGCGGCGGGGAAGGGGGGAUGUCUAUAAUAGGGAAUAUACAACAGCAGAAUAUGAUGGUGAUUCAUGAUCUGGUUAAGGACUCCAUCUCCUUCGUCCCAACCAAUUGUGAUCACCUCUAGCUAUUAUUAUUCAAUUCCACAACAUAAUUCCACACUAUAUUUAUACAUCCUUACGGUUAUAAAUUUUGCAAUUAUGGAGGAAAUGAAAACUAAUGUUAACAUUUUUUUUAUGUUUGCUAAAUAUUUAAAAAUAUACUCCGUAUAUACUUAAAACACUAAACAAUAAGUAAAAAUAGAGAAAAUAU
Messenger RNA from Cuscuta campestris, 1781 nucleotides. Lineage: Eukaryota; Viridiplantae; Streptophyta; Magnoliopsida; Solanales; Convolvulaceae. The record is from the annotation of a GenBank genome assembly.